Molecule: messenger RNA, 2241 nt
Organism: Pungitius pungitius (ninespine stickleback)
Lineage: Eukaryota; Metazoa; Chordata; Actinopteri; Perciformes; Gasterosteidae
Gene: aldh18a1
Product: aldehyde dehydrogenase 18 family, member A1
Exons: 17
Coding region: 1-2241 (746 amino acids)
Cellular component (GO): mitochondrion; cytoplasm
Molecular function (GO): ATP binding; glutamate-5-semialdehyde dehydrogenase (NADP+) activity; glutamate 5-kinase activity
Source: RefSeq, a predicted model, not a curated record
AUGGCCCACGUCAGCUCCUUCGCACACCGCCGUGAACUGCGCCGGGCCAAGAGGAUCGUAGUCAAGCUCGGCAGCGCGGUGGUCACCCGUGGCGAUGAAUGUGGCCUGGCUCUGGGGAGGCUGGCCUCCAUCGUGGAGCAGGUGGCCAUGCUGCAGAACCAAGGCAGGGAGAUGAUGAUUGUCACCAGUGGAGCCGUGGCAUUUGGCAAGCAAAGAUUAAGACACGAGAUCCUUCUGUCCCAGAGUGUCCGACAGGCGCUUCACUCAGGACACAACCAGCUCAAAGACAUGUCUCUGCCAGUGCUGGAGGCCCGGGCUUGUGCUGCGGCGGGACAGAGUGGCCUGAUGGCGCUUUAUGAGGCCAUGUUCACCCAAUACACCACUUGCACUGCACAGGUCCUUGUGACUAAUCUGGAUUUCCACGAUGACCAAAAGAGGCGGAAUCUGAACAGCACGCUUCAGGAGCUGCUGCGGAUGAACAUCGUUCCCAUCAUCAACACCAAUGACGCCGUGGUGCCCCCGCCGGAGCCCAACAGCGACCUGCAGGGGGUGAUCAGCAUUAAGGACAACGACAGCCUGGCGGCGCGGCUAGCUGUGGAGAUGAAGGCCGACCUCCUCAUCGCGCUGUCCGACGUGGAAGGAUUGUACAACAGCCCCCCUGGAACAGAUGACGCCAAGCUCAUCGACAUCUUCUACCCUGGAGACCAGGAGUCCAUCAUCUAUGGCACAAAGUCCAGAGUUGGAAUUGGAGGCAUGGAGGCCAAGGUCAAGGCGGCCCUGUGGGCCCUGCAGGGGGGCACCUCAGUGGUCAUCGCGAAUGGCACUCACCCCAAAGUAACAGGUCACGUCAUCACCGACAUUGUGGAGGGCAAGAAAGUGGGAACUUUUUUCUCUGAGAUCCAACCUGCUGGCCCAACCGUCGAGCAUCAGACUGAGGUGGCACGUACCUCUGGAAGAACCUUGGCAUCUCUGCAACCACAUCAGAGGAGUGAGAUCAUCUGCCGUCUUGCAGAGCUGUUGAUCGAAAAAAGUGAAGAGAUUCUGACUGCCAACAAGAUGGACAUGGACCUGGCUGUAAAUGCAGGCCAUUCCCCACCCGCCAUGCUGAAGCGCCUGAGUUUGUCACCAGCCAAACUCACCGACUUGGCCGUGGGUCUGCGGCAGAUUGCUGUGGCGGCCCGGGACAGCGUGGGCCGCGUGCUGCGCAGGACCCGGGUGGCUCACAACCUGAAGCUGGAGCAGGUGACCGUGCCCAUUGGAGUUCUUCUGGUCAUCUUCGAGGCCCGACCCGACUGCCUGCCGCAGGUGUCAGCAUUGGCCGUAGCCAGUGGUAACGCCCUCCUGCUGAAGGGAGGCAAGGAGGCCGCCAACACCAACCAGAUCCUCCACCAGCUCACCCAGCAAGCCCUUUCCAUGCACGGAGUCGGAGAGGCCGUGCAGCUGGUGAGCACUCGUGAGGAUGUGGAGGAUCUAUGCCGACUGGACAAGAUGAUCGACUUGAUUGUCCCUCGAGGAUCCUCCCAGUUGGUCAGGAGCAUCCAGCGGGCUGCGAAGGGCAUUCCGGUGUUGGGCCACAGCGAGGGGAUCUGCCACGUCUACGUUGACGGGGAAGCCAGUGUGGAAAAAGUCAUCAGAAUCGUCCGAGACUCCAAGUGCGACUACCCGGCUGCAUGCAACGCCAUGGAGAGCCUGCUGAUCCACAGGGACAUCCUCAGGACGCCGCUGUUUGACCAGAUCGUUGACAUGUUGCGCACCGAACGGGUGAAGAUUCACGCGGGCCCUCGGUUGGCCUCCUACCUGACGUUCAGCCCGUCGGAGGCAAAGUCCCUGCGGACCGAGUACGGCGAUCUGGAGUGCUGCAUUGAGGUGGUGGACAGCAUGCCGGAGGCUGUGGACCACAUUCACAAGUACGGCAGCUCCCACACGGACGUCAUCAUCACAGAAAACGAGGACACAGCGGAGCAGUUCCUGCAGCUGCUGGACAGCGCCUGUGUUUUCUGGAACGCUAGCUCGCGCUUUGCCGAUGGCUACCGCUUUGGACUUGGAGCGGAGGUAGGCGUCAGCACCGCGCGUAUCCACGCCCGGGGACCCGUGGGGCUGGAGGGGCUGCUCACCACCAAGUGGCUCCUGAGGGGGGACGGGCACACGGCGGCCGACUUCUCCGAGCAGGGCUCCAUGGAGUACCUCCACGAAAAGCUGCCUGUGGCGCGACCUCCUGCCGGGCAGAGGGAGAGCAACUAG